Hydra vulgaris (swiftwater hydra) is the source of this 1915-nucleotide messenger RNA. The record is from RefSeq and is a predicted model, not a curated record. Lineage: Eukaryota; Metazoa; Cnidaria; Hydrozoa; Anthoathecata; Hydridae.
UAAAUUGCUGUUUUGUGUUUUUACAUAACUCUAAUUGUACAGUAAUUGUUGUAACAGUUUAAAAUGUUUGUUAUUAUAGAUAUAAAUAAAAAUGAAACCAAAAUUUAGCUUAAAAGUAGCAGCGAAUGCAAACUCUGUAAUUAAAAAGCCAAGAAAUAAAUCUGAAGCAGCUAUAAAAGCAAUUUAACCGAGAUGAAACAAACAAACAAAUAAACAAACAAAUAAACAAAGAAACAAACAAAUAAACAAACAAACAAAUAAACAAAGCUGUACAGUGGUGGAAAUUAAUGGAAAACGAGGAUAUUCUGCAUUAUCAACAGGUUAGUUUCCAUUAAUAAAAAGCAAAAUUGUGAUUGAUAAGCGAUUAGAUAAUCUAGUUCUUACAGGAAAUGAAAAAAAACAAUGUAAUGAUACUAACCACUGAAGAAGAAGAUAUUAUUGUUGAGUAUGUGGGCUGUAAAAAUCAAGCUUACCAAGGUAUGAACAGAAAAAAAUUAACAAAUCUUAUUAUGGAUGUGUUAAAAAUUCGAGAUCAUGCCAACAAAAGAUGAAAGGAGGAAGAAAAUUUAUUGCUUUGAUUGCAAGUGGAAGGUAAACUCUUUUGAAAAAAAGGUAAAAAUUUUCUAUUGUAUUAUUAAAUAUAGAAAUUGAAAGUUUCUGUGCCCAUGUCAGUUUAAAACAAAUUUACAGAAAAAAAAACAUCAAAAAUAAAUACAGUGUUCUAUUAUAUAAAUCCCUUAUAUAUAAUACUGUAUUGUACUUUUCAAUAUCUAAACCCCAAAUAAAAUUUGAUCUUGAAAACUGUUAUUUAUUAUCUGUGUAAAUGUAAUUCUUGACAAAUAUAAUUCUUUACUACAGCAUUAAAAAGUUAGUUUUAUAUUUAUUAUAUUUUUAUUUCUAAAACAUGCCAAUGUUUCCUUAAAAAGACAAGGAAUCAUCACUAUGAAAAGAGUCCUUGUGAAAUGCUCUCAUUUAGAUAAUCUUACAAAAGAGUUGGUGAUUUGUGGCAUCAUGGUUGAAGAAAAUCAAAAAGUAUCUGAUCAUUGGACCAGUCAAAUUGACUUAUCUCGGAUCUUCAAUCAUGAUGAAACACCACAGUUUGUUAGCUAUGGCGUUAAUGGUUCACCUAGCAGAUUAUUAUAUGGUGGGCGUGGUGAACGCUGUCAAAAAAUGUUUCGGCAUAAUCGUGAAUGUGUUACAAUAAAUCCAAUGUUGUCAUUAUCUGACACAUUUACACUGCUUAAUAUAUUAUUCAGGUGAAAAAUGCAUUUGUCAUGUAAUAUUUGGUAUUCAAAGAAUUACUAGCCAGAUGACUCCACUAGUUGCUGUUUGAAGUAUUCCAAACUUAUUGAUUUUGACAACAGAGAAUGGAUCGCAAGAUCUCAAAUAACUUGCAUUUUAUAGAUUAUUUGGUAGACAAUCGAAAAAGACAUACUUCGCCCUGUUGUUGUACUGAGCUCUCGCUUAAAUUAUACCUUACUUUGAUUUCUUAGAGAGAAAGAAAUACAUUUAUAUAUAUCACCACCAGACACUAUUAGGAUAACACAGCUUCUUGAACAAAUCAACAAGGCGCUUCAUGAACAUUAUGCAUAUGCAAAAGAAAAUUUGUUUAGUCAACAUCAAACAAUUAAUAGGGAGGCUUUUAUGAUUAUCUUCUGAGACAAAAUUAGAAUUUUUUUUGAAUUUCUGCACUAUAACUUAACUUUUUUCUAAAAGUUAAGUUGGCUUGUUUAUAUUUUGGAAUAUUCAAACAUUUUUUUUGAUUUUGGUUAACAAUAGUUAUCAGCAAUAUAGUUUUUUUGUCCUUUUAAGGGCACUGUCUAUUUAAGGGCACUAUACCUGUAAGUCAUAUGUAAUUGUUACCAUAUACAUAAAGUAAGAUUUUUUUUUGAAAAGAUACAAAACACAAUUUUGA